Messenger RNA from Zymoseptoria tritici IPO323, 1665 nucleotides. RefSeq names its product putative major facilitator superfamily transporter. The transcript has 4 exons. Gene Ontology annotation, molecular function: transmembrane transporter activity. Gene Ontology annotation, biological process: transmembrane transport. The record is from RefSeq and is a predicted model, not a curated record. NCBI's taxonomy places the organism in Eukaryota, Fungi, Ascomycota, Dothideomycetes, Mycosphaerellales, Mycosphaerellaceae. The coding region runs from base 1 to 1665 and encodes 554 amino acids.
AUGUCCAACUUUGAGAAGGACUAUAACAGCCCGGCCAGCGAAAGAGCCGACGACCAUCAGAAGUACGCUCAAGAUGAGGAAAAGCUGGAGAGGAAUUCCAGUGGUUCGAGCGUCGAAGGCAACGAUUCUCCUGCUCGUAACGUCCAUGGCAUGAAAUGGGUCCUCGUCGUUGCUAGCCUCAUAUCCGCAACAUUUCUCUGGGGACUGGACGGUACUAUCACAGCGGAUAUGCAAGCCACCUUCGUUCGGGACUUCAACUCCAUCGACAAGUUAGCCUACAACUCGGUCGCCUUCUUCCUGGGCGCUGCUGCCUGCGUUCUGACAUGGGGCCAAAUUUAUGGACAAUUCAAUGUCAAAUGGGUCUUCAUUGUUGGAAUCGUUCUCUUCGAAAUUGGUAGCGCCAUUUGUGGCGCUGCUCCCAACAUCGAUACUUUGAUUGCUGGUCGGGCCAUCUGCGGUGUUGGAGGCAGUGGCAUGUACGUUGGUGUGCUGACUCUGCUAUCGAUGACAACGACCGAGAAAGAACGAGCACUUUAUAUGGGCUUUCCGGGAAUCACCUGGGGCAUUGGAACGGUCCUUGGCCCUAUCAUCGGCGGAGCUUUUGCAGAAAGCAGUGCCACUUGGCGGUGGGGAUUUUACAUCAAUCUUUGCGUAGGCGGGCUCUUUGCUCCAGUCUAUCUCUUCUUGGUGCCAUCGAAAGAUCCGAGACCACACACCGAUGUUCGGAGUCGAGCUCGCAACAUCGAUGUCCUCGGCUUUGCACUUCUCGCAGGAUCGACGACCUCACUACUUCUGGCCAUCAACUUUGGAGGGCUGACUUUUGACUGGAAUGCCCCAUCGAUGAUCGCCCUAUGGUGUGUAGCAGGAGUGCUCUUCAUUGCCUUCUGCUUCCAACAAGCUUUCGGCUGGCUGGCAAACGACGUCGUCUUCCCAGUCGCCAUGAUGAGGAAUCCCAGUGUUCUGAUCAUCUUCUUCAACGAGACCUGCUCGGCCACCUGCUGCUUCCUGCCGUGCUACUUCAUUCCUCUAUACUUCCAGUACGUCCAAGACGAAUCACCUCUCAUGGCCGGAGUCCGACUUCUGCCAUUCAUUGUGUUCAUGGUAGCCACCGUCAUGGUCUGUGGAUCGAUUGUGAGCAAAUUCGGCCGCUGGCUCCCAUGGUUCUUCUACGGAGGAGCGAUGGUACUCACCGGCGGUGCUCUGAUGUACACUUCCGAUGAGAACACCUCCGCCGCAAAGAUCUACGGCUACAGCAUCUUGAUCGGAUCUGGUACGGGUGCCUACAUUCAGAUGCCCUUCAACGCUUGUCAGGAGUUUGUUAGUCCGACGUUGAUCCCUGCUGCCGUUGGGUUGAUCACCUGGGCGCAACUUGCGGCUCCGGCAAUCACCUUGAGCAUUGCCAAUGCUGUGUUCCUCAACGGCGCAAAGGAGGCGCUUACUCAGAUAUUGCCCUCUGGGCUCAAGGAUCAAGCUUUGACGAUUGUUUCUGGGGUUGGCAAAGACCAGAUUACGAGGCUGUCGCAGCAGGGAAGGCAGGAUGUUGAGCAUGCAAUGGUUGAGAAUAUUGCGAAGAUUUAUGUUCUGAUCAUGACGUCGGGGGCUUUGACUUUGGUGUUGUCGUCGGUGUUGGUGCUGCGGUUGAGGAGGAAGGAUACAGCACAAUAA